UGCAGCGGCGGCGGCGGCAGCGGCAGCAGUGGCACCGUGCAACCUCCGCGGGGGAGACGCCUGCUGGGCUCGGGUUGUGGUUUGUCUACCCGGAUUUGAGCACCCCACAUCUUCCUCACAUAACGUCCUCGCCUAGUCCACCUUUGAUCGGGCGCCCGCGGGUGGUGGGACGGACAACAUUGCGGCAUGAGAUGAAACUGUGACAGGUUUGAAAACACAAUGGCAGGAAACAGCCUUGUCCUACCCAUCGUUCUUUGGGGUCGCAAAGCACCAACACAUUGCAUCUCAGCAGUACUUUUAACAGACGACGGGACCACAAUUGUAACUGGAUGCCAUGACGGACAAAUAUGUCUCUGGGAUCUUUCGAUAGAAUUAGAAGUUAAUCCUCGAGCACUGUUGUUCGGUCACACAGCCUCAAUCACCUGUUUGUCUAAAGCUUGUGCUUCUAGCGACAAACAGUAUAUCGUGAGUGCAUCUGAAAGUGGAGAGAUGUGUCUCUGGGACGUGAAUGAUGGCAGAUGUAUUGAGUUUACAAAAUUAGCCUGCACACAUACAGGCAUACAGUUCUACCAGUUUUCUGUUGGAAAUCAGAGGGAAGGAAGGCUUUUAUGCCAUGGCCACUAUCCUGAAAUCCUCGUUGUGGAUGCCACCAGCCUUGAGGUGUUAUACUCCUUAGUAUCAAAGAUCUCUCCAGACUGGAUUAGCUCCAUGAGUAUUAUCCGAUCCCACCGAACACAAGAGGACACUGUGGUCGCACUCUCAGCAACGGGCAUCUUGAAGGUCUGGAUCGUUACCUCUGAAAUAAGUGGCAUGCAGGAUACUGAGCCAAUAUUUGAGGAGGAGUCCAAACCGAUUUAUUGUCAGAAUUGCCAAAGCAUUUCUUUUUGUGCAUUCACACAAAGGUCACUUUUGGUUGUGUGCUCCAGAUAUUGGAGGGUAUUUGAUGCUGGAGACUAUUCCUUGCUGUGUUCAGGUCCUAGUGAAAAUGGACAAACGUGGACUGGAGGUGACUUUGUGUCAGCAGAUAAAGUCAUCAUUUGGACUGAAAAUGGACAAAGUUAUAUUUACAAACUACCUGCCAGUUGCCUUCCAGCUAGUGAUUCAUUCCGCAGUGAUGUGGGGAAAGCAGUUGAAAAUUUAAUUCCUCCUGUGCAACAUAGCCUCUUGGAUCGAACAGAUAAAGGGUUGCUGAUUUGUCCUCCUGUUACUCGGUUCUUCUGUGGAUUCAAGGAACACCUCCAUAAACUAUUAAUUCAGGGUGAUUCUUCAGGAAGAUUGAAUAUUUGGAACAUAUCAGACACACCUGAUAAACAGGAAGAGCUGAAAAUGACAACUUCUAUUAGUUUGCAAGAGGCAUUUGAUAAACUGAAUCCUUGUCCUGCUGGAAUUAUAGAUCAGCUGAGUGUGAUUCCCAAUAGUAAUGAGCCUCUUAAAGUAACCGCAAGUGUGUACAUACCAGCACAUGGACGACUUGUUUGUGGCCGUGAGGAUGGAAGCAUCAUUAUUGUACCUGCCACACAGACGGCCAUAGUACAGCUGCUGCAAGGGGAACACAUGCUCCGCAGAGGUUGGCCACCUCACAGAACACUUCGUGGUCAUCGGAACAAGGUCACAUGUUUGCUGUAUCCUCAUCAGGUCUCAGCUCGUUAUGACCAAAGAUACCUGAUAUCUGGAGGCGUGGAUUUUUCCGUCAUAAUUUGGGACAUAUUUUCUGGAGAAAUGAAACAUAUCUUCUGUGUGCAUGGUGGUGAGAUUACUCAACUUCUAGUUCCACCUGAAAACUGUAGUGCAAGAGUACAGCACUGCAUCUGUUCUGUAGCCAGUGACCACUCAGUGGGACUCCUAAGUCUGCGGGAGAAGAAAUGCAUUAUGCUGGCAUCUCGUCAUCUCUUUCCCAUUCACGUCAUCAAGUGGAGGCCUUCUGAUGAUUACCUGGUCGUGGGGUGUUCAGAUGGCUCUGUAUACGUCUGGCAGAUGGAUACUGGCGCCUUGGAUCGCUGCGUGAUGGGGAUCACAGCAGUGGAGAUACUGAAUGCCUGCGAUGAAGCAGUGCCUGCUGCAGUGGACUCUCUCAGUCACCCGGCAGUCAACCUAAAACAGGCCAUGACACGGCGCAGCCUGGCUGCUCUUAAAAACAUGGCCCAUCAAAAGCUGCAGACUCUUGCAACUAACCUCUUGGCUUCCGAGGCCUCUGACAAAGGAAAUUUGCCUAAAUAUUCUCAUAACUCCCUGAUGGUUCAAGCAAUAAAGACGAACCUAACAGACCCGGACAUACAUGUGCUUUUCUUUGAUGUGGAAGCGUUGAUUAUUCAACUCCUGACUGAAGAAGCCUCUAGGCCGAAUACUGCGCUUAUUUCCCCAGAGAAUUUGCAAAAAGCAUCUGGCAGUUCAGACAAAGGGGGCUCUUUUCUAACUGGAAAACGCGCAGCAGUUCUCUUCCAACAAGUGAAAGAAACCAUCAAAGAGAACAUAAAGGAACAUCUCCUUGAUGAUGAAGAGGAGGACGAGGAGCUGAUGAGGCAGAGAAGAGAGGAGAGCGAUCCAGAGUAUCGGUCCAGCAAAUCUAAGCCACUGACACUAUUAGAGUAUAAUUUAACAAUGGACACUGCAAAACUGUUCAUGUCGUGUCUUCAUGCCUGGGGUUUAAAUGAAGUUCUGGAUGAAGUUUGCCUUGAUCGCCUUGGAAUGCUGAAACCGCAUUGCACAGUAUCUUUUGGUCUCCUAUCCAGAGGAGGUCACAUGUCCCUGAUGCUUCCUGGUUAUAAUCAGUCUGCUCGGAAACUGUCACAUGGGAAAGCAGAAGUAGGAAGGAAGCUGCCUGCAACUGAGAGCGUUGGAAAGGGAACUUACGGAGUGUCCCGAGCCGUCACUACACAGCAUCUCCUGUCUAUCAUAUCUUUGGCAAAUACGUUAAUGAGUAUGACUAAUGCAACUUUUAUUGGUGAUCAUAUGAAGAAGGGUCCUACCAGGCCACCUCGACCAAGCACCCCAGACCUUUCUAAGGCAAGGGGUUCCCCUCCAACUUCCAGUAAUGUUGUACAAGGACAGAUUAAACAAGUUCCUGCUCCUGUCAUUUCCGCUCGGUCUGAUGCUGACCACUCUGGCUCUGACCCUGCUUCUACUCCUGCUUUACAUACCUGUUUCUUAGUAAAUGAAGGAUGGAGUCAGUUGGCUGCUAUGCAUUGUGUGAUGCUACCAGACCUGCUGGGACUGGAUAAAUUUAGGCCCCCACUUCUAGAGAUGCUGGCCCGAAGAUGGCAGGAUCGAUGCUUGGAGGUCAGAGAAGCCGCCCAGGCCCUGCUUCUCGCUGAACUGCGCAGAAUUGAGCAGGCAGGGCGGAAGGAAGCCAUCGACGCCUGGGCCCCUUAUUUACCUCAGUCUAUGGACCACGUCAUAUCACCUGGAGUCUCAGCAGAAGCCAUGCAGACUAUCAGCACUGCUCCUGAUACCUUGGGGCCAGAAGCCAAAGUCCAGGAGGAAGAGCAUGACCUUGCAGAUGAUGACAUCACAGCUGGUUGCUUAUCAAGUAUCCCACAAAUGAAAAAGAUUUCCACGUCUUAUGAGGAAAGACGGAAGCAAGCUACUGCUAUUGUUCUACUAGGCGUAAUAGGAGCUGAAUUUGGUGCUGAAAUUGAACCUCCUAAAUUGUUGACCAGACCUCGAAGCUCUAGUCAAAUUCCUGAGGGAUUUGGCUUGACUAGUGGUGGAUCCAACUACUCACUUGCCAGACAUACUUGUAAGGCACUGACAUUUCUUCUGCUGCAGCCCCCGAGCCCCAAACUUCCCCCACACAGUACGAUCCGAAGAACAGCCAUCGAUCUGAUUGGACGUGGUUUCACAGUCUGGGAGCCUUACAUGGACGUGUCUGCUGUCCUCAUGGGGCUUCUCGAACUCUGUGCUGAUGCCGAGAAGCAGCUUGCCAACAUCACAAUGGGGCUGCCUCUUAGCCCUGCAGCUGACUCCGCCCGCUCUGCGAGGCAUGCCCUCUCGCUCAUUGCCACUGCCAGACCACCCGCCUUCAUCACGACUAUAGCCAAAGAGGUGCACAGACAUACAGCUCUUGCAGCAAAUACCCAGUCGCAACAGAACAUGCACACAACAACUCUUGCACGAGCUAAAGGGGAAAUUCUGAGAGUCAUUGAGAUUCUUAUUGAAAAGAUGCCCACGGAUGUUGUGGAUCUUCUCGUGGAGGUUAUGGACAUCAUUAUGUACUGCCUUGAAGGAUCUUUAGUUAAAAAGAAAGGUCUUCAAGAAUGUUUCCCCGCCAUCUGCAGGGAUUCCUGGCUCUCGCCGCAGUGCGGUGCCGCUGCUCUCGGAAGGGGGCCAGCUUGACCCUGGACUUUGUGUGUUACGCGCUGUGAUACCAACAAGCUGGCGGCCAGACUUACCAUCAUUUAAGGACUCGUGUUACAGAUACUAUGUUAAACGGGUUAGACCUGUAUUCUCCAAAUCCUAAUCUCAAACUCACUGUGCACCUCAGUGUUUUUUUUCUGCUCCUUGCAUAGACCCGCACGUAUUUCCUCCGGGACCUUGGUUCCUGCUAUUCCCUCCUCCAGAUCGUGACGUGGCCUGUCUGGUCUCCUCAUUCACGUCCACUCCCCUGACCCCCCCGUCUCGCACGGCCUCUCCACCACCACUAUAACACUGCCGUUUUAUCUGCAUCAGGCUGAUGUCAUCCGAAGUCACCUUGUCCAUAUUUGCACUUCCUCGUUAGGUGCUUAAGAGCAGGGGCCCUGUCUGGUCGCUUUCCUGUUAACGUUCCCAGCACCCCUAGCUGUUGAGAGAACGCACCCGAAGACCCUGUGCCCGCAGCGAGGCUUCACAGGACCUGCUGCUGGGACAAAGGGACUGGGCAGGCAGCUCCUUCACCCUCUGUCACGUCUGCCGUCCUAGCCUCCUCUCCUCCUCGGCUGCCUCUUCCCAGUCCUAAAUCGCAUCUCAUCCUGUUGAUUCCAAAGUCAUCCUAUAGUCUCUUCUUGGCAGCCUAAGCACUUACUCUGUAUUUAGCUUGCUUUUAUUUCAUUGAAACCAGAUUCUCAAAGGUGUGGAUUAUAUAUGAAAUCUUAAAAUAUAUAUUCUAUACACGCAUACACACACACACACACCCUCCACAUAGAAGGAGAGAGAGAAAAUGAGAGUCUACUUUUUCAAAGAGAGGAGACUCUAAGUCAAUAAUUCUCAACCCUCUUGGUCUCAGUUAAAAAUUAUUGAGGGCCCCGGGGCACCUGGGUGGCUCAGGGGGUUAAGCCGCUGCCUUCGGCUCAAGUCAUGAUCUCAGGGUCCUGGGAUCGAGCCCUGCAUCGGGCUCUCUGCUCAGCAGGGAGCCUGCUUCCUCCUCUCUCUCUGCCUGCAUCUCUCUCUGCUUGUCAUCUCUCUCUG
Messenger RNA from Mustela lutreola (European mink), 5379 nucleotides. It is a transcript of the gene WDR7, whose product is annotated as WD repeat domain 7. The transcript has 26 exons. Gene Ontology annotation, molecular function: protein binding. Gene Ontology annotation, cellular component: cytoplasm. The record is from RefSeq and is a predicted model, not a curated record. Lineage: Eukaryota; Metazoa; Chordata; Mammalia; Carnivora; Mustelidae. The coding region runs from base 220 to 4332 and encodes 1370 amino acids.